UUGGCAUGAUUUCCCUUCACUACUAAAUCCUUCUCAUCCUUAAAUUUUUACUAGUUUACGCAUCGUAUUUUCUCUCUAGGUUUGCAAACAAUGGCACCAAAGGUGGAGAAGAAACCAGCGGAGAAAAAGCCAGCGGCGGAGAAGGCACCAGCAGCAGCAGAGAAGAAGCCAAAGGCAGGCAAGAAGUUGCCAAAGGAUGGCGCUGGAGCUGCAGGAGACAAGAAGAAGAGGGUAAAGAAGUCAGUGGAAACCUACAAGAUCUACAUCUUCAAAGUGCUCAAACAGGUUCAUCCCGACAUUGGUAUUUCUAGCAAGGCCAUGGGUAUUAUGAACAGUUUUAUCAAUGACAUUUUUGAGAAACUUGCUCAAGAAUCUUCCCGCCUUGCUCGCAUCAACAAGAAGCCUACCAUUACUUCUCGGGAGAUUCAGACUGCUGUCAGAUUGGUCCUCCCUGGUGAAUUGGCUAAGCAUGCUGUGUCUGAGGGUACAAAGGCUGUUACCAAAUUUACUAGCUCUUAAAAUUAGGGUUGCUAGAUGUAAAAGACAAUUUGCCAAUUAAGGAUUCUAUUCCUUGUAAUGUGGACCAGCUAUUCUUUUAAUGAAGAAUGUUUUGUUUUCUCUGUUAAA
This is a messenger RNA of Capsicum annuum, 627 nucleotides long. RefSeq names its product histone H2B. Bases 91 to 519 code for a protein of 142 amino acids. The transcript has a single exon. Gene Ontology annotation, biological process: nucleosome assembly. Lineage: Eukaryota; Viridiplantae; Streptophyta; Magnoliopsida; Solanales; Solanaceae. The record is from RefSeq and is a predicted model, not a curated record. Gene Ontology annotation, molecular function: structural constituent of chromatin; protein heterodimerization activity; DNA binding. Gene Ontology annotation, cellular component: nucleosome.